AUCGGACGCGAUUUGACGUGCCGACGCAUCCGACCUGUUGCGUGCGUCCAAACAAAAAUUGCAAUGAAACAUAUCACGAGAGAGAAUUAAAGUCGUGCGUGACAGGUCCUACUCGAACCCACUUUGAGCUGGAGUCAGAUGACAACAAACCAAAAGUUCUAUAAUCUGACCGAAACUACGUUCCAAUAGUCGAUAUUAAUGCGCGACGAACUAACAUUCGACGUUGCUUGGCAACCGUUAACAGGAUGCACUUAUGCAAAUGAACUAUAUUAUUUGGCGGAAUAAUUACUUACGGCAAUAAUUAACAUAAACAACUGCAUUUAUUGACCAUUUGCUGCUAUAACUCCUGCUAUAUCACUGUAACCAGCUUCAUUGUUUGGCAGUGUUUCCCAUCUAGAGGUCCAGGCCCCAUUAGUCAUGAGGAGGAACCCAUUCGCAGGCGAAGGAUGCUGUCGAAAAGGCUCGAGAAACGCCCUCCAAGAGCUGUACAACCCUACACAGGCAGAGUUCUCUGCAGCUGCAGUGUUGCAUCAGGCCCGACGGGAUCAGGUGGCAGACACAUGCCGGGCCCACACCGCUUCCAGUCGCAAGAGACGCGUCCUGACUCCCAACGACCUCAAGCACCUGGUGGUGGAUGAAGAGCAUGAGCUUAUCUACUGCUACGUUCCCAAAGUGGCCUGCACCAACUGGAAGAGGGUCAUGAUGGUGCUGAGCGGCCGUGGGAAGUACACGGACCCCAUGGAGAUUCCGUCCAAUGAGGCCCACGUACCCUCCAACCUCCGGACCCUCAACCAAUACAGCAUCCCCGACAUCAACCACCGCCUCAAGAGCUACCUCAAGUUCCUCUUCGUGCGCGACCCCUUUGAGAGGUUAGUGUCCGCUUACCGCAACAAGUUCACGCUGCGCUACAACUCCUCCUUCCACAAGCGCUACGGGACGAAGAUCGUGAGGCGGUACCGCAAGAAUGCCACAGCCGAGGCGCUGCUGAGCGGCACCGAUGUGAAGUUCCAGGAGUUUGCUGAGUACCUGGUGGACCCGGUUACUCAAAGAGAAGCUCCGCUAAACGAACACUGGCAGACCGUCUACUCGCUCUGCCACCCCUGCCACAUCCACUACGACCUGGUGGGCAAAUACGAGACUCUGGAAGAAGAUUCCAACUACGUGCUGAAGCUCGCAGGGGUGGGCGACUCGUUGCGCUUCCCGUCGUACGCCAAAUCCACUCGCACCACCGACCAAAUGGCAGCUAUGUUUUUCAACAACAUAAGUUCCCUGCAACAGGUUCAGCUGUUCCAACUCUACAAAAUGGACUUCCUUAUGUUCAAUUACUCCACUCCGAGCUACCUGAAACUGCAAUAAACACGGUUGCGUGCACACAUGGGCUCGUUCAACACGGUUGAGCGAUGGGAGAAAGACAGUGGCAGUCUCCACACAGGCAAGGAAUCGACCAAACACGAAAUGUAAAAUUGUAUUUAUAUCCGCACGGACGGUAGCUUUAUCUCGAUGAAAUCAAGGAGCUGUCAGUCAACUGCGAAUGCCUACACAUGGGACUUGUUUGGAAAGUGUAAAGUUUUAAUUUGAAGGUGAUCUCAUAUAAGACUGAGGUCAUAUGAGGUAUCAAAUCCUGAUAUAUUUGUCCAUUGAAUUGUAAAUGUGCAGUCCAAAAGCUCCUAUUCCCAACAUCGAAAGCAAUAUGACAGAUUCAGAGCCAUACCUGCUGAACCGGUUUAUCUGUUAAUAUACUCAACCAGCCACCAUUAUUACUGAAGGAGCGCCUUGAGAAGUUAAGACUAAGACCUUAUAUAUAAUCAGACGUGCUCUGACUUCCCAUUUCUCAUUUAGUUUUCCCUUUUGGACGUUCCGUAGGCCUCAUGCCUCUCUCCCAUUCUUAGACGGCCUUUGUAUGUGUGUAUUUAUACGGUGCAUAUUUAAAGAAAGGCUUUGUAUGCACACUAAAAUAGGAAGGAUGAAAAAGGCACUGAAUUGUGCCUUGCUGGAGGGGCGUGCCCAAAUGUGAUUGACAAGCAGCGAGUGGCUCGUCCUGCUGAGUCAGUAAAGGGGACGUGUCCAUAGCAGUUGGGUGGUCAGGGGGUUCAAAGGUCAGGGGUUCAAGCAUGGAGUGAUCUCAAGCACGCCGUUCCCAUAACCCCUCCUCCUUCUGUUGACUUUCAGUAAAUCAGUUGUUUUGUUUUGUAUGUUUACUGUCUUAAGGAAAAGUGGCUGCGAGCAGCACAUUAUGAUUAAUAUUAUUUGAAUUAUUGUGUGAAAUAGAGAUUUAAUAUUUUUUUUUAAGUUUUUAAAUGUUAUAAUUUGUUCACGUUUCUUUUCGCCUCUUACUGGUUGUUUUGUGAGGGGUGUACGAAAUCGGGCAGGACUUGGUUUUCUGAGCUGUUCACAUGGGGAAAUUUCACAUAGUGGUGUGUUUGAGCGAAAGACAGAGAGAGAGAGAGAUUGUACGGUAGGCAAAUCUGUUUCAUUCAUUAGAUGAUUGAUUCUGUAAAAUAUCUGAGUAGUUCAAAGGAACAUUCUUUAAUUUAAUGAUCUGUCUUUUACCAUAUUUGAUUUGAUUUGACAGUGCAUAAAAUUAUUAAAUGGCUUACGUAUAUAUGCUUUGGCCGCAAGCGGGCGUGUCUAAUUUUUUUGUCGGUACCAAAUCCAUAGAGGUCGCCCAGGGUAAAAGCUGAAGUUUCUCUCUCUCUCUCUCUCUCUCUCUCUCAGUGAGAGACUCCCACAGGUCUCAGCUUUUUAAAAAGAAAAUCCAGGGUUUAUUUGGCCUCAGUAAGUGAGGGAUUAACAGCAUUUUAGGCUUUGUAGAGCAAAGACCACACAAACACACGUGCACAUUAAAGCCCCCCAGUGAGGCAGAGAGUAAAACGUGGCAAAACGCAGAGGAGAAAGAAAAAACUGUUAUCGACCUCUCCAUAGAUUAUUUUUUCCUAUCAUUUUUUGCUCAUUGCUAUUCCUAAUACAUAUCCAACUCAGAACAAAAACAGUAUUACAAUAAGAUGAAGAAAAAACCAUCAGAAACAGUAGAAAAUGUCAUAAAAUAAUUCACACACAAAUUAUAAUUAAUCUCAAAACUUUUUUAUCGUACACUCUAGAAAUGCUGGGUUAUUUUCGAACCAGCAUUGGGUAAAUAUUAUACAGAACACAAUGCUGGGUUGUUUCAACUUAACGCUGGGUUAUUAUAACCCAUGGUUGGCUAACAACAACCCAGCAUUGGUUAACUUUUAACCCAUCAGUGCGUUCUGUCCAAUACUUACCCAAUGCUGGGAUGAAAAUAACCCAACAUUUUUUAGUGUACCAUUUGAGUUUUUUUAUUACAUGGAAUGUUGAGGAAUGUAAUUUUUUUAUUACAUAUACAGUACUGUGCAAAUGUUUUAGGCCACCACCACUUUGUUGUUUUAGCAUAGUUUUAAUGACAAUCCAUAUAUUGCUACAAUUUCUCUAACGUUAUGUUUUUUAGUAUUAUUGAAAUGCUCUUCUUCUUUUAAGGGCCAUUUCUAUGUAAGAUGGAAAGGGAUGUCUAGUUUAAUAUGAUGGCUGUUAUUUAUCAUUUUAAUUGACUAAAUGUCUGAUAGUCAAAGAAAUGUAUAUACCAUUUUAUUAGAUUUAUUAAGGACAGUCACAUUUGCAAUGAUAUUAGUAAUACCAUAUAUGUGACCCUGGACCACAAAACAAGUCAUAAAGGUAAAUUGAGAUUUAUACAUAAUCUGAAAGCUGAAUAAAUAAGCUUUUCAUUGGUGUAUCGGACAAUAUUUGGGCAAAAUACAACUCUUUGAAAAUCUGGAAAGGGUGCAAGAAAAUCGCAUUUAAAGUUGUCAAAAUUAUAUAUAUAAAUUUGUUUCCGGAAACAUACAAAAUAUCUUUACUUGAACAUGAUCUUUACUUAAUAUCCUAUUAAUUUUUGGCAUAAAAAAUAUAUAAUUUGACCCAUACGAUGUAUUGUUGGCGAUUGCUACAAAUAUACCUGUGCGACUUACAGGAAUGACUGGUUUUGUGGUCAAGGGUCACAUGUAUUAUAUUGGCUUCAAACUAGGGUGGCCAUUCGUGCCAGUUCCGCCGGACACAUCCCGAACAUGUUUUCGGGUUUGUUCUCUGGAAGUCGCAUCGCUCGACCGCAUACAUCAUCGAGGUUCUCACAUUUCAGUUAAAAUACAUUAGAAAAUUAAGAUUUAUUUCUUUUAAGACAUGCAAUCAUUGUAGUUUCAUUCUUACCUUGAAAUGUAACGGUUGCUUUGCUGAAAUUAAACCCGAAAUAUUAAACCUUGAUGACGUAUGUGGUCGACCAACGCGACUUCUGGAGAACGAACCCGAAAACAUGUUUGGGACGUGUCCGGUGGAACUGGCACGAAUGGCCACCCUAGUUCAAACCCACCAGGGAACACACAUGCUGAUAAAUUCAUAAAUGUAAAAAUAUAUAUAUUUAAUAAUUUUCCUGUUGUAACUGAAUAUUUAUUUUUCACUUUCUUUAUAGGAUAAAUACAUAAAAAAACAUUAUUUACAAACUAGCUUUUUAAGGUAAAAGUCAGAGGAGACUGAAGUUAUCAUUAGAAUUUCAUUUGAUUUAGGUGUAAGAGAGCCUGCACGUUCAUGCAAUUAGGUAAGUGUAAAAGGAGAUCACACAAUUGAGCUUAUACUUUGAUUAAUACCGCAUACAAAUUUUCUGUAUUUCCUGGUUGUAUUUUAAUAAACAAACCAAGUUAUAAUUCUAUAUGGUCACUCCUAUACCAUUGCAAACACAACAAAUCAUGUUGGCAUGAGACUUUUGUCAGUACUGUACAAAUAAAAAAAGUAAAUAUUGACUCUCAAGCUCUCAACAGGCCUACCUUCCAUUAUACUUUUGUGUUUUCUGUGAAAGAGCGUCAUACAGGUUUCAUCACGCAAAUGAUACAGAGAUCAGGCGAUCGACAUGACGUUCACGAUUAACGGACAAGAUUUUGUAUCGCUUGCCGUUUCAACGUGUCGCAUCUCGUAAGAACACUGUGUAAACAUUUUAAUUCCUAAAAGCUUCACUGUGUUUCUGACAAAUAAAUCCUUGUUUGAGAUGUUAUCUUCCACUCAAAGCCCAGCUCUCUGAGUUUCUAACAAAACAUAUCACCAAAUCCAAACUUCUUAACUUGAAUUGAAAUUACCAGUUUAGAAAACAAAGGAAUCACGCCUCGUUUUUUAUCCAAAACACUGAGUUUGAUUUGAUCUGUAGAGGUAACAAACAGCCUCAUUAGUGGCCGUGUUAGCGGUCGUAGUGUUUUUUGACUUCCAGUAUCAUCAAAUACUGUACACCACCAAACAAACAGUACAGCUUACUCUCAUACACAACAGUGCCUUCAUUCUCAUUCACACAUAUUUUGCACUUAGUUUACACAAUGCAAGUCACCAUCCAUUCAUGCAAACAAGAUCACAAGGUCUGCCUGUUGCUUUAUGUGCCUAUUGUACAAUCAGUGUCUUUAUUUAUUUAUUGCUGUCGUACACCCCUCAAUGUUAAACUUAUAGUGUGCAGCCAGGGUUGUUUGUGUUUGUAUAUGUGUGGAUGGAUGCUCAGCUUUUUCAGGCUCACGAGCAUUCUCAAACGAAAAGUUGAAUUUAUUUAUUUAAUCCUUUACGGCGACACACACUUCCUCAGUAUUCAGGAGGGACUGUGCUGGGUCAUCGGGUGGGACCCUUGCACUGGAAAUGGGAAAAAUACAAAACAAGUGUACUCUGAUCAAUGAGCUCUCUCUCUCUCUGAAUCUCUGUUUUCUCAAUAAAGCUGAAACUAAAAACCA
This is a messenger RNA of Misgurnus anguillicaudatus (oriental weatherfish), 5762 nucleotides long. Lineage: Eukaryota; Metazoa; Chordata; Actinopteri; Cypriniformes; Cobitidae. The record is from RefSeq and is a predicted model, not a curated record.